Molecule: messenger RNA, 1045 nt
Organism: Pimephales promelas (fathead minnow)
Lineage: Eukaryota; Metazoa; Chordata; Actinopteri; Cypriniformes; Leuciscidae
Source: RefSeq, a predicted model, not a curated record
AGGUCGCCAACCACAAGACGAACAUGGCUUUCGGGUCGGCCCAGAUCGUUUUGACGGAGGAGGAGUUCAGUUGGGUCAAUCGACUCUUCCGAGUCAAAGAUCAGCUGCCCGGCGGACCCUCCGCCAAGUUCCUGUUUUUCACUUCGACCCCAAACCCAUGCAAAAAUCUCAAUUCCUACUUCCAAGAGGCCUGGAAGUCCAUGGGCCUUCCCGGGUGCCCCACCUUCACUGACGUCCGCACGUCCAUCGCCAGCCACAUAAAAUUCACCCACACCAACGACGACCGGGUCAAGCUGUCCAAGUUCAUGUGCAACGACACCAGGACGGCGGACAAAUUUUACGUUGCCAACUUGACCCCCCAGCAGGCCAUGGAGCACCGGAGGCUCUUCGACACUGCCCUGGAGGGCGAAGAGAGGGGCUCCCCGUCAAAGCAGCCGACUUCAAUCAAACACAAGUGGCCCGCGAAGGGGAAGGAGCCCCUCAAGAAGAAGAGGAGCGCUCCAGAGUCCUCGGACAAGGAGAUGACUUCGGGCAGCACGACUCCAGAGGCGACCAAGAGCCCGGAGUACCAGGAGUCUGGGACGUCCAGCCCCGAGUCCAGUGGGCACGAGGAGCAGCAGGAUGAGGAGGAGGAGAAGGCCGAGUCAGGCGCAGAGGCGGUGGGAUCCCAAGACGAGGAGGAGGAGACGACCACCCCAAAAAAGUACCCGCGGCGGAGAGGGAAAGCUACGGUGCUCCUGACUCCCCUGAAAUGUUUGGCGUCGACUCAGAGGCACGUGUCCCCGCUGAAAGUCAAGAAGGCCAUCUUUUCCCCCACCUCCACGACCCUCGUCGGCCUGACACGCCAAAAGGAGGUCUCCAAGAAGGUCAAGGAGGCCAUUAAGAAGCGCAGGCAGCGCAAAUAGACGUUGAAACUGAGUUGACGUUUUUUAGACGUCGAGUUCGUGUUCAUGGUCGCGUUUUUUCCGAGUGUUCGUGAGUGUUUGUUCCGCGAGAGAUUUUUAUUCUUCUAAUUUUAAACUGUUCAAGUGUUCAAGUGAGUUAA